AUGAAUCUGGCACCGUCCACCGUGACUGCAUUCGUGACAGAUAUUAUGCGAGAGUCUCAAACUGUUACCGAAACUUCCAUUAUUGGAGUGCAGACUGUCUAUGUCACCCAAUUUCUCACGACAUAUUUGACCAGCACUGCCACCCAGGCUGCCACCACGUUGAGUUCUGAUGUGGUUGUCUACGAGACCUCUAGCACAGUGAUCCAUUGGCCUGAGGUGGACGACACCUCCACUAGCGAGAUCACCGUCGUUCAGACCAUCACAGGCUCCGAAGCUACGACAAUCAACGAGACAAUCACCCAGUCGGCGGAUAUCACUACAACAGAAACAGGGUAUACCCUUGUAGGUGCCUAUGCGUUUGGUGAGUGGGACAAUGCAGGCGGCUGUCAACCUCUUCACCAGAUUUGCCACGAUGAUUAA
Messenger RNA from Penicillium atrosanguineum, 420 nucleotides. RefSeq lists its product as uncharacterized. Bases 1 to 420 code for a protein of 139 amino acids. The record is from RefSeq and is a predicted model, not a curated record. The transcript is spliced from 2 exons. Lineage: Eukaryota; Fungi; Ascomycota; Eurotiomycetes; Eurotiales; Aspergillaceae.